AGCUGCCUUCAGUCGAUGUCGGAGCGCAAUUCGAGAAUGUUGAUUGCAAUUUUGCUGCUGAGUCUUGUCCUCCCCAGCAUGCAGGACAAUGCAACGAUCUCUGAAGAAGUGCCUGCAAUUUAUACAACCAAAGAUGGCUGCGAAUCAAUAUUGAAGGGAAACAACGAGUGCGAGUGCCAGGAUCAGCGCAUCAAAUGUGGAAUGGUUACCCUGAGCAGCUCCAAGCAGCUGUACAGUAUCAGUUGCAGCAUUUUCGAUGUACGCGGCUUUGGGUAUCUGCCACCGCUCAAGACCGGACGCAUUGGUCGGCUAAGUAUCGAAAACUGUGCAAUACCGAAUGGGCAAACCAUUCGCAACUUGAUUACGAAGUUGGGCAUAACCAACUAUACCGAACUGGAGCUCUCUAACUAUUUUGAGGCUCGCGAUGAGCGGGCUGAUCCGCUUGAGCAGCACUUCAUAAAUUAUCCAGGGCUCAAAAAAAUCUCGUUAAUUGGCUUUAAGGCUGAGCUGCCAGCAAAUUUCUUUGAGAAUGUCACAGAAAUAACGGAACUCACUUUAAAGGGUCGCAGUGAUUUGCCAGGCACCUUGCUGCAACCUCUAACGCACCUGAAAAGGUUAUCAAUUGUUGUUAGGAACAUGGCCAGCGUGGGCUCAGAGAUAUUUGCGAAGCAGACGCAGUUACUCCAGCUCUCCUUGGACUGUUCGCUUAAGAACAGCAGUGUGGACAUGUCUUUGCUAAGCUCCAAGGAACUGUGGCAUAUGACAAAACUACGCGGCUUUGAGCUGCACAAUUGCGGCGACAAUGUGCCUGCUGAGUUAUUUUGGAAGUCGGAAAAUCUAUCCUACAUUGGCAUACGUAGCAACAUCAGUUAUCUGGGCAGAGACUUCCUCAAAUCUCAGAAGCAACUGCUAAUGCUACACUUGGAGCGCAACAACAUUGCCCGCCUGCCGGAUGAGCUCUUCAGUCACUCGCCGUUGCUACUCGAAAUUCACUUGGCGCACAACAAUUUGGAUCGAAUACAGGGCGGCCUUUUCAAUAAGCUUAAGAAUUUGCUGGUAUUGAAUCUGGAGCACAAUCCAAUUACAACUGUUGCGUCCAAUGCAUUUUCGGCAGUUUCCACUGCACGAAUUUAUAUCGGAGAUCUUUUCAAGCAAAUCAAUAAUGCAGAUUGGGCGCGUUCUACCAAUGCUACGCUCUGUGAGGAGGAGUUUAUAAGUGGUGUUUGUCUCUAUUGCAAGCGCGAUGAGUAUCUGGAUCACUUUUCUGCCAAGGAAACCUGCAACAAGCCCAACGAUCCAGGAAAACUCAGCGAGGUCCUUAAUCGAAAAGUAUUCGAGCAUCGCCUACAUCGUCUACACACGCCCUAAACUAAUCUAAAAACUUUUCCAACGAGAGAGACAAUAACUCAAAAUAUAUGGACCGAAUAAUAAUUAGAUAUUAUAUUAAGUUUAUUGUUAAUGACAACUUGAAUUUACUUUUAUACA
Drosophila hydei is the source of this 1485-nucleotide messenger RNA. Its product is annotated as leucine-rich repeat-containing protein 15. The coding region runs from base 16 to 1368 and encodes 450 amino acids. The transcript is spliced from 3 exons. NCBI's taxonomy places the organism in Eukaryota, Metazoa, Arthropoda, Insecta, Diptera, Drosophilidae. The record is from RefSeq and is a predicted model, not a curated record. Gene Ontology annotation, molecular function: protein binding.